Messenger RNA from Saimiri boliviensis boliviensis (Bolivian squirrel monkey), 1220 nucleotides. Lineage: Eukaryota; Metazoa; Chordata; Mammalia; Primates; Cebidae. The record is from RefSeq and is a predicted model, not a curated record.
UUCAAGCGGAGAAACAGUUGGCCAAGGAAGUCAGCUUCUCGGAGCUCAAGAGUAGAUCCGACGUUAACUCAUUAAAGAUGGCAUGGAAGCACAGUGUCAUUAUGCAAAUGGGAAGAUUUCUUCUCUUAGUAAUUUUAUUUCUGCCACGUGAGAUGACAAGUUCUGUUUUAACUGUGAAUGGUAAAACUGAGAACUAUAUCCUGGAUACUACACCUGGCUCCCAAGAAUCUCUGAUAUGUGCUGUUCAAAACCACACCAGAGAGGAAGAACUGUUCUGGUACCGAGAAGCAGGGAGAGUGGAUUUGAAAUCUGGAAACAAAAUCAAUUCCAGCUCUGUCUGUGUCUCUUCCAUCAGUGAAAAUGACAACGGAAUCAGCUUUACCUGCAGGCUGGGGAGGGAUCAAUCCGUGUCCAUUUCGGUGGUGCUGAAUGUUACUUUUCCUCCUCUCCUAAGUGGAAAUGACUUCCAAACGGCGGAGGAAGGCAGUGAUGUGAAGUUGGAUUGCAAUGUGAUAGCCAACCCCCAGGCUCAAAUGAUGUGGUACAAAAACAGCAGUCCCCUGGAUUUAGAGAAAAGCCAUCACCAAAUCCAACAGACAAGUGAGUCUCUUCAGCUGUCAAUCACCAAAGUCAAGAAAUCUGACAAUGGAACCUACAGUUGUAUUGCAAAGUCACCUCUGAAAACGGAGAGCUUGGACUUUCACCUGAUUGUUAAAGAUAAAACCAUUAGUGUACCAGCAGAGCCCAUUAUUGCUGCAUGUGUUGUGGUCUUUCUGACAUUGUGCUUUGGACUGAUUGCUAGAAGAAAGAAAAUAAUGAAGCUCUGCAUGAAGGAUAAAGACCCUCACAGGGAAACAGCUCUAUGAGAAAGAUGAGAUGCAUCGACUACAGAGAGAGAGUUUUGCAUCAGGACCUCCACAAUUUAUGUAGUCCCAUCUGUAUUUAUUGCUAUUAUUAAAUUCACUCCUGUCACUUCUAUUUCAUUAAUCACUUAACAGUAGUUGUUAUGACUAAUUUGAUAUACUUGUGGAACACUUUUAUGGAGUGAGCUAUUAAGAAUGAAAAGUAAGAUUUUGUUAAGUCUUCUCCUUGAAGUAUACAUUAAUUAAUUGAGAUUUGUUCUAAAUAGGUUGUUAGUCAUUUACAGUUUAGUGUGUUUUCUCCUAGGUGGGAGAUACUUUGGUUUCACAAAUCAGUGCAAAACCAAAAAAAAAAAAAAA